Messenger RNA from Lindgomyces ingoldianus, 797 nucleotides. RefSeq lists its product as uncharacterized. Gene Ontology annotation, cellular component: cytosolic large ribosomal subunit; ribosome. Gene Ontology annotation, molecular function: structural constituent of ribosome. The coding region runs from base 109 to 306 and encodes 65 amino acids. The record is from RefSeq and is a predicted model, not a curated record. The transcript has 4 exons. NCBI's taxonomy places the organism in Eukaryota, Fungi, Ascomycota, Dothideomycetes, Pleosporales, Lindgomycetaceae. Gene Ontology annotation, biological process: cytoplasmic translation.
UCGAAAGGGUUCGCUUAGCCACCCACAAUUGUCGAAUUCGAGCUGCAUCUUCCACAAGCCCAUCGACGCAAGUUCACACAGCCAACACAGGCAAACACACCAGUCGCUAUGGCUAAGUCAAAGAACUCGUCUCAGCACAACCAGUCGAAGAAGAACCACAAGAACGGUAUCAAGAAGCCAAAGACGAACCGAUACCCCUCGCUCAAGGGAACGGACCCUAAAUUCCGAAGAAACCAUAGGCAUGCUCUUCAUGGCACUAUGAGGGCACUGAAGGAGGUCAAGGAGGGCAAGCGCGACUCGGCAUGAGAGGGCGGGUGAGCACGAAUGGCGGGGCGGCUUUUCAAAUUCCACGAUGCGACAUUUUGCUGGCGUCAAUGGCAUACGGACUUGUAUGACGGCAUUCGGCCCCGAGCCGAAGAUAUCGGGAAGCGGAUUCCAACACAAUAUAGGUAUGAGUGUGGGAAUGAAUAAGCCGAAAAGUCCAAAGGUUCUGGGCCUGUGAUUGUAUUUGUUUCCGGUGAGAUCUAAGACGUUGGCAAUACAGCGUUGCCAAAUUUUUCAUGGCUGGCUGUGAUUUUAACGAUUCUCUGAGACUGAGGGCUGUUCCUCAACACGGCAUUAGUGUGUACAGCACCGCGCUUCCCCCAUACGCGAAUGCUGAAGGAUAAUAUCUCGUGCCGAGAUCAACUACCCUAUCAUUACCAAACACUCUCCCUUCUCCCUCAUAAGGGUCCGGGUGCAUGGAGAUAGGGUUACAUAUUUAGCCUACAUGAGAGGCGUGUGUAGAUGAGUCGGAG